UUGAAGAACCAGCUUUUCACCAUAGGCAUCUAAGAAAGGGCUCAUUGCCUAACAAAAGGACAAACCUCAUCCUCAUCUUUGCGACAGCCCAUUUAGGUUAUUUUAUUUACUCACGAAGGUCAUGGCUACUAGCAUGGAAGGUGCCUCGGUGGCUGAGUCGUUAGAGUGCCAGCGCAUCGCGAUGACACAGAAGCCUCUCACCAAUGUGGCUGGCUUCCACUCUCUUCAUACAUGGGAAGGUCUACCAGCAACCUGUGGAUGGUUCUCCCUUUGGACAGCCAGUCAGAUAUUCUUUGUGUAUGACCACACAACUCUGCAGAAAGAAGAAGAUGAUCUCAAAGAUGCCAUUGUUUAUUUUUCCCCACCCAGUGUGGACGAUGAUGACCAGUGUGCUCUGUGCGGUCAGCUUAUGGGGAUGGUCAGUUUCUUCCAGGCCACCUGGGGAGCUAAGCCACACUUCUACCACCUGACCAAUCAGAAGUUUGUACUGAUUCACGUGGAGGAGAGGUACACACUGGCAUUAGGGACUGAAAACUCAGUAUCAGACCACUGUUUGGAACAACAACUUCAGCUCCUGUACGACACAUUUACAAUGUACAUGGGCAGCCUGGGGACUAUUAGACAGGAUUGCGAAUGUAAAGGCACCUCAUUCUCUGACGCUCUUCAGUCAGUCUGGGAAUGCUUCCUGCCGUUCUGUUGUGCUUACGGUGAUGAUGUCCGCAGGGGGUUCUUCAGUCUCCCUACGGUGGAGUUGCCUAAGAGUGGAGCUGACAUUUUCCUCCAGGCCUCGUCGAUGUUACAAGCUAGUAAGAGAAGACCUGGCGUGCUAGGGGGUGCUGUCUUGUCAUCAAAUGGGAUUCUCUGUACUCAGUUGUCAGAAGAAUUGACCAGCAGGUUUCUAGUGAUCAAACCCCAGCAGAAUCAUUUACCAUGUCAACAGGUGCAAACAGAUUUUGAUUUGCCAGCUGGAGUUCGGAUCAUCAGUGUUAUGAUCAGCGAGUCAGAAUAUUCCAAAUUGGUUCAGCGCCAAAGACCUAUAAUCAGACACACUUGUAUGUCCAGAUUUAGGCCCACCCCAAAGUCACAUGACCCUCCCUCUUACAUGACCCUCUCCUUUGCCAAUGAGGCAUCUGCUGUCCAAUCAGACUCUAGAACAAAACAAACUGUACAGAUGAGAAAUGCAAAUGACUUCCUCCUCCAAAUUGAUCAAGGAAUGUGUUUGAGAUCAGUUAACAGCUUGGACUGUCAGAAUGCUGUCUCUGUGAAUACAGAAAAGUCAAAACAAGGACAGCUGGGAUUGGCUGAGCCUCAUUCUGGUCUCCAUGGAAACACAGAUCAGGACUCAUUCUCAAAAGGUGACACUAUUGGUCAAAAUGUUGGUGGUGAUGCUUUAUCAGUAUGGGCUCAUUCUUGCGAUACAGAAGAGGAAAAUUCUGACAAUGAAGGCAAUAUGCAGACAAGUGAGACAGUUAGUCAUUUGAUUUAUGCAGAUGUUCACGCCGAUUCUAGCACAUGUAUGUCAAACCAAAACUCUGUGAGAAGUGAUGACUUGAAUGUGGCACACAGUGAAGCAGUAGAUAGCCAUCUUGUUUCUGUUCAGUCUGAGAAUAAUGCCAAAGGUGAAUCAAGCUCAGAGGAAAUUGACAGAAAAAUAAAAAUGUCCCAAAAUAUUCCUGCCACGGAUGCCUUUGACAAAAGAAAAGAAUCAUCUGCAGAAAUUUCUUUCUCAAGUACAAAUGACGAAAAACCAGAAAUAUCCAAAGAAAUGUCGGGUUUGGGUGAACAUGACAAAAAAUUAGAAACGUCUGUGUCUCAAGAAAUUGGCUGGGGAGAAAGUCAUAAAAAAUUACAAACAUCUCAAGAAAUUUCUGUCACAGAUACAAAUGACAAAAAAACGGAAAUGUCUCCAGAAAUUUCAUAUACUGCUGGAAAUGAUAAAAAACUGGAAAUAUCCCAAGAAAUUUUUGAUGGCGUUGAAAGCUGUCCCCAACACAAAGUAGAGGAUGAAAGUAUUGUGCACAGUGAUACAGCAAAACAAGAUGACAAAGUAGUGCAACAUGAGGAAUCUCAUUGUGAAGGUUUAACUGUUUCUAAUGGCUCCAUUUGUGAAAACAAGAGUAGUAGUGUGGCAGAAUGUUGUGAUUCUCUUAUUGGAAAGGAAGUGAUGAAGCACAUUUCUUCAGAUAAAACUGCAUACUCUCCUAAUGUGGCCAUGUCACAUGGUACAAACUCAAUGGACAAGACCGAAGCUGUUGAGGAUAGUCCAAAAGUGCAAGAGGAGCGUACAGAAGAAAAUGUCUUAUCAUUUCACACAAAUAAUUCUGGGGAUUCUGCAAUUUGUAUUUCUGGCGAUCAGUUCCAGGAUGAAAUGACUGAAGAUGUUCAUGUAAAGGAGAUAACUGUUGAAAACAUUGCAUGGGAGGAAAAAUCUGAUGGAGGCGCUACUGGUUUCCAUGGCGAAGGUUGCCAUGGAGACGGAAGCCUUCCCAAUGCCAGUUCAUCUGACACAUCCAUGCAAUUAGACGAAGGAAGAGACACCUUUGUGUUUUCAAAUAGUUCAUCACAAAAAGUCACUUCUGACAGUUCAGAAAGAUUUUCAAGCCAAAUGCUGGCCAGUGAAUUGAAGGAAAACCGGGUUUUGUCAUUUGAUCUUGCAGUAGGUCAAGAUUCACAGGAACUUCCUGAAAAUGUUAAAAAAACAAAAGUGGAUCAAGAUUCGUUAGCUGGGAUGUCACAAGCUACCAAAAACGGACUUUCUGGUGCAAGAGCUGACAGAAGUGGUGCCAAGAAUUUGACCUUGUACAUCCAGGGUUAUUCGGACUCCAUGAUGAUUUUGCUGCUGGAGGAAGAAGCUAGGAGGGACAAGGAAACCAUUCGGGCUUUGUGGAAAUUUGCCCUACCACAGCUGGGAGAUCUGGAUUUCAGAGUGAAAGAGCUAGUGGAGAUGGAAUCCCGACAGCCGGCCCUGGAAGACUACCAUUUUCUCAUGUUCAAUGACUUUCAAAGACAAGUUUCAGGAAAUGUGACAAAACCUGUGACUCAUGGAGAGUUUGAGUUUUGUGAUCUGGCAAUAGAUCUGCACGAGGAAUUCAACAAAUCUGCUUCUUUAUCAGAAUUUUCUGCCAGGACUCAUCGAGCCAGUAUUUACGCCCACCGGAGUGUCAAUCACGAAGUCUACUUCCAGUCCACCAACAAGUUCCGUCAACCCGCCGGCCUCCCAAACCCGAAAGACGUGUUGUUUUCCCUCGAUCAAGUGGCUCAGAAGAAAUUGUACAGGAACCACAAUAUUACACUGGUCUAACACAACCGAGGUGCUGUUUUUGUGUAUAUGUUAUGUAUCCCAUAACCGAUUUUCUAGGAAACAUCACACUUUGAAAAAGUUUAAGGUAUUUGAGGUCACAAAUUAUUUUUCUAUCAUAAGAGCUAUUUUUAUCUGCGCUGAGCGAUUUUUAGCCAUAUUAUAGUAAAAUGAGAUAUCAUAUGGGCUGUUUUUAUCUGCUGCGAGCUACUUUUAGCCGUAUGAAAGUAUUUUGGCUAUGGUAUACAUGUAAGUGUCUGUGCGCUUGAGUGUCAGGUAUUUUUAUAGCCAUGUGAAAGUAUUUGGCUACAGUAUAUACACAAGUGAGUAUGUGUGCCUGUUUUCUUAUUAAACUUAAUGAGAAGAUUUUUGCCCACAUUUUCAUACAGUGUAUGAACACUAAGCAUUUCCUGCCUUAGUGUUCAUACACAACAUUAUAUCACCAAUAUAGAAUAUCAAUCAUUGACAAGACAGGAGAUGUUUCGAUCUCUAGGUGUCAAACGAGUUAACAAGCAAGCAAAGUAUAUAAAAGCUAAACUUGUGUUAAAACGAACAAGGACUAAUAAAAAUUACAGGAGAUGUACGCGACUGUUUUUUAAUGCCACACAUAAAUUUUUCACUGAAGUAUAUAGAAUAGCUGGCAAUGACGAGAGGAGAUGUGACUUCUUUCAUUGAAUUUUUUUAACGCAAAGUUUUUCCCUGAAAUAUUUACAGUAGCUGUCAUUUUUGUGAGUGGAGGAAAGUUGUGUGCCCUGGGUAAACCACCAACCUUUGGCAAGUUACAAAAUUUCCCAUGUGUGACACAUGCGACCUGCUUGCCAUAUCAGUGGAAGGCAUGUGGCUUUCAAUGGAGGUUAGAGUGUGGGCAAAGGGCCCAGUGAGUCUCACUAAGGCCGCUCAAACAAUGAGAGCAGGCGAUCUAGAAAUCUUCCAACUCCACAGCAAUUUAGUGGGAUGAAGGUAACUAAACAACACUGAUAACUGCCUGAUACAGUGUGUUUGGGGAGCAAGUUCAAGUCCAGAAAAUGCUCACUUCCUCUCCGGUCGCAUAUGGGAAGGGCAGCCAGUAAUCUGCAGAUGGUCAUAGUUUUCUCAAGGGCUCUACUUGGGAUCCUCUCGCCAUAAUGCUGGACACUGUCGUAUAAGUGAAAUAUUCUUGAGUAUGACCUAACACUCCAAUCAAAUCAGAUAAAACCUAAUUAUCUGAUCAUUUACAUCUUUUUGUGCACCCUGCAGUAAUAUGUUAUACGUACAAUUAUAUUUGCAUGAAUGUUUUGUGGAAAGAUCAGAUUUAAAGAAAGAACAUGCAAAAAUUUGAUAUGGUGUUACACUUUUUUUUUGACUUGGUUAAAUGGUAAAAUGUUUGGGUUAUAUGAUGGCUGGACCAUGUUGAUAAGGUAUGGUACUAAAUUAAUAUAAUAUCUAAAAUCUUAAAAUAAAAAUAAGUUUUUUAAUGAUUUUUCUACUUUAUGAUUACUUCAUAUUUAUGAUUUUUCCCUUUUAAAUUUACAUAUUCACUGUAUAAGGACUUUCAGUUCUUAUUCCUAUUCACAGGACAUUUGUCUUAUGUUAAAUGACAUGGUUUUCAUAUUUGGUGUAUUUGAAGGCAUAAUGUCUGAAGUGGAUGUUUAUUCUACAGAUGACAAAUAAGCACUACUGUAUUUACUGUAAUUUAGAAAUGGCAUACAAGGGAGUACCAAAUAACAUGCAGUUUUAGAGUUACUUUUUAUUUUAUAGUGAUGACAAAAUACAUGUUUGUUACAUUUAAGAAACUCACAGGAUCAUCUUUAUAAAGAGGUGAAAACUAUGGUGAUGAUGUGUGAUAAUUUAAUAAUUUUACUUGUGACCCAAGUCCAUAUGAAGAAAAUUUAAUUUCGCUUGAAGCUCCAGCAAACAUAUAUGCUGUUAUUUGUGCAUUUAUUUAUCUGAUUAUUAACAAAGUACCAUUUUGGUACUGAAGAAUGGGUGCAGGGAAGUGGAUAUCUGGACCACAUUGAUGUACAAACCCGGUUGUCCAUUGAGCAAGGAGUUAACUAGGUUGAAUCCUGAGCUAUUGCUAGUUUGGUUGCAUUUUUAAAGGCAAAGAAAACACAAAAAAAAACAACUAUAUGUCAAGCGAAAGACCACUUAAAACUGUCCAAGAAAAUAGUUCGAUUUAUUUUUUUAGAAGUAAAAUGGUUUAAAAGGAUGACAUCUACAGUAGUCUGUAGUGAACCAGAGGGUACCAGUGAUUUCACACCCAUAUUUUGCUUGGACGAAUGUAUUCAUAAAUCUAUAUGUAAAUGCAGUUUCAGUUUCAGAAGUCUGUGUGUUAAGUGGCAAAAAGCUGAUGUGACGUCACUGGUUCCAGCAUUGUCAGAAGUGCCACCUUAGAAUCCAGACUUACAAAUGCACUUAACUAGGCUGAUAAAUUUCCCGAAAAAAUAACUGUUUUUAUAGACUAUGUUUACAAUGGUUUUUCAUCUGGCAUAUACUUCAUGUUAGUGUUUUCUUUCGUUAAGUCAUGAGGAUUAUCAGGUACUUGACAAAGGUCAGCAGUUUACUCAGCUACAUGUAGAUUCAUUUUCCCUCACAUACAUGUAUGUUACUCCCACACAUGCAUGUAUUUUACUCCCAAAUAUACCGGUAUUUUACUCAUGACUGUGAAUUUACCAUGGCUACAUGUAUAUGUCCCAAACCCAGACAUAUGUAUUGUAAUGGAUUCAGUUUUUGAGCAUUUUGAUGAGAGAAUCAGAGGUAGUGCUGUUCCAUUUUGUGUUCAAGCCGGAAAAAUCUCACUGAAGUCAACUGUGGGCGCCAGUUAAUGAACUUGGUUGUUUAGUAGAUAAGAGGUAACACAUUUUCAAAACACAAAUAUGCGAAGUGAAAGUCAACUUUGCUUUCCAAAAGCAGGACGCAAGAAUUUGAAUGGACAAACAGCAGAUGGAUUAGAAUUGUUGAUUAUUUUUAUUGAUUAUUAUUAUUUUUUUUACAUCAGAUCUAGUCUUAAUGUGACAAGUGAAGGAAGUGUCAAUGGAGCGAUUGGGCGUACACGCUGGAAAACAUUUUUCUGUGCAAUUGAAAAUUGUCUUCAGAAUCUGUGAAGUGGAAAAGUUAAAUUUUUACCCGUGGUGAAUGUUGUUCUCUUCUAUCCAGAAGGAGUUUAGUGUUCACGUUGUUCAUCUGUCUCUUUAAAUCUAAUUCUACCAAUAGGUGCUUACAGUAUGAUUGAAUAGGUUAAAUUCUUGCAUGAUUAUUUCACAAUUUUAUUUCAAAAUAAAUAUUUUUCGUGUGACAGUUAUGCCUCAGAGCAAUAAAACUGUACAAAAAAUGUGUUGAGCUUUGUGCUUUUAAUAUAGAAUUUUGCUGCCGCAGAAAUAAAUCUGUGUUUGUUGACUGAGCUUUGGUGUCACUGGCAUAAUAAAAACAUUCAAGACCUUACAUCCUGUGUCAUUACCGUUUUCUUGUAAUUG
Liolophura sinensis is the source of this 6750-nucleotide messenger RNA. RefSeq lists its product as uncharacterized. NCBI's taxonomy places the organism in Eukaryota, Metazoa, Mollusca, Polyplacophora, Chitonida, Chitonidae. Gene Ontology annotation, biological process: vesicle-mediated transport; protein targeting; melanosome assembly. Gene Ontology annotation, cellular component: BLOC-3 complex; cytoplasmic vesicle; lysosomal membrane. The record is from RefSeq and is a predicted model, not a curated record. Gene Ontology annotation, molecular function: guanyl-nucleotide exchange factor activity; small GTPase binding.